This is a messenger RNA of Dreissena polymorpha, 654 nucleotides long. Its product is annotated as ribosomal oxygenase 1-like. The record is from RefSeq and is a predicted model, not a curated record. The transcript has a single exon. The coding region runs from base 1 to 654 and encodes 217 amino acids. Lineage: Eukaryota; Metazoa; Mollusca; Bivalvia; Myida; Dreissenidae.
AUGGCAGCAGAACCACUGUCUGAAGUGAUAGAGGCAGCAGAACCACCGUCUGAAGUGAUAGAGGCAGCACGCCCCCCAUCUGAAGUGAUAGAGGCAGCAGAACCAUUGUCUGAAGUGAUAGAGGCAGCAAGCCCAACGUCUGAAGUGAAAGAGACAGUAACACCACCGUCUGAAGUGAUAGAGGCAUCAGCAACACUGUCUGAAGUGAUCGAGGCAGCAAGCCCAUUGUCUGAAGUGAUAGAGGCAGCAGAACCACCGUCUGAAGUGAUAGAGGCAGCAAGCACACCGUCUGAAGUGAUAGAGGCAGCAAGCCCACCGUCUGAAAUUAUACAGGCAGCAGCACCACCGUCUGAAGUGAUUGAAGCAGCGGCACCACUCUCUGAAGUGAUAGAGGCAGAAACCCCACCUUCUGAAGUGAUUGAGGCAGCAAGCCCACCGUCUGAAGUGAAAGAGGCAGCAGCACCUUCGUCUGAAGUGAUUGAGGCAGCAACCCAAGCGUCUGAAGUGAUAGAGACAGCAAGCCCAUCGUCUCAAGUGAUAGAGGCAGUAGCACCACCGUCUGAAGUGAUAGAGGCAGCAUACCCACCGUCCGAAGUAAUAGAGGCAGAAGCCACAUCGUCUCAAGUGAUAAGAGGCAGCAGCCCUGCGUCUUAA